This is a messenger RNA of Megalopta genalis, 702 nucleotides long. Lineage: Eukaryota; Metazoa; Arthropoda; Insecta; Hymenoptera; Halictidae. The record is from RefSeq and is a predicted model, not a curated record.
AUGGAGAACUUCAGGACUUUCGUUGAUGUGAUCGGAGUGCUCGACCCUACCAAGGCGGAUUUUAUUUCUGAACUUCCGCCGGAGGUGUCGCAGUUAAUCCUACGCAUGUUGGAUCCUCGGUCUCUGCUUUGCGCUGCUAGAGUGUCAGCUGUUGAAGAACCAAUGACGAAGGUACGGAGGGCAGUUCCAGUUCCUGCACAGAAUAAGAGAAGAUCGACAAGAUACAUUACUUCAGAAAUUACAACGACUGCAUCAAUGACUGCAAAGCUAUUAGAAAGCGAUGAUGGAAAGAAAAUUAGUAACUGGACAGCUCGAAAAACAUUAGAAGAAGCCAAUUUUACAACAACUGAAAAGAAAAAUAAUCUACUCUAUGAAAAAAAGAUGUCAAGGCCCGUAUGGACGUUCUUGGUAUCGUGUGACGCAAACAAUGAAAUUUGGUGGUGGUUCACUUAUGGUGUGGGGGUGCAUUACGACGUACGGUGUGGGUUCAUUACAUCGAAUAGAAAGUACGAUACAAUUGAAAAUAUCUCGGUACCAGAGCGUGAUGUUGUGUUCCAACAUGACAACGUUCCUGGUCAUUGUGCGAAGAGCGUGAAGAAUUGGCUACAAACUCAACCAUCUCAAAUCAUGGAAUGGCCUGCUCAAAACCCAGAUAUAAACCCGAUUGAAAAUGUCUGGUCAUACUUAAAAAUGAAGUUAUAA